UCGGGGCGCAUUUACAUAAAGAGGCAACUUAGGGUGAAUUUCUAUACGGAGUUCUGCUCUAUAUAGAUGUGGAGUGCAGCGCACUGGUCUCACUGCGUUACAUCCUUCUGCUGGAGGAGCUAAGAAGUACCGCAGAAAUGAAAAGGCUGAAGUGAAUUAAGGAGGUUACGAGAGAGGGAGACAGAGUAAGAGAAAGGGGGGAGAGAGAGAGAGAGAGAGAGAGAGAGGAAAACCCUGAUGUGCAUCGGAGCAAAGGGGAGUAUCCCGAGGUGAAGAGGAGAGAGAGGGAGCGGACAGAGAACAGGAGAGAGGGAUAAAUAGCAGAAGAGAGGAGGAGAAGGGAGAGGGGCAGCUGCAACCGAGGAUACCUGCACACAUCAAGAUAACGCGGGAGUUUAAUCUCAGUUAGAUGUCAGUCUAAUUAACGGUGCUGGUGACUGCGCCAAAACGCGCACUCAUUGGGGAUUUUCUCCGCCUGCACGUCCAACUUUUCUUUUUCUCCGCUUCACGGACUGACCCUCCUUCUCUCGCUCGCUGGCUCGUAUCAAGGCUCUCUGUUCAUCACUUGGAUCUCGACUCGGAUCUCCCGUACUGCAAACCGGAUCGCGUGUCUCAUCUGUGAUGGGGGCAGCGGCCGAGGUUGGGAGCUUCGCCAACGGAUUUCUGGACAGCUUUGGUGCCGCGGGUGCAGCGCAGGCUCCCGUUGGCUCUCAUUUCGUUCUCACCCCAGCCGGGGCGGUGGACUACAACUCGGUAACCGGACUGAUGAUGGGGGGCCAGGGGCAGCAGCAGGAGCAUCUCGUGUCCGCGGAGAGGCUGUCCCGGAGCCUGGCAGACCUCAGCCAUCUGAAGGGGAUUCUAAGGCGGCGGCAGCUCUACUGCAGGACCGGCUUCCAUCUGGAGAUCCGUCCCGACGGAACGGUGCAGGGCACCAGGAAGGACCACAGCAGAUUCGGUAUUCUGGAGUUCAUCAGUCUAGCUGUUGGACUGGUCAGCAUCAGAGGGGUGGACAGCGGCCUCUACCUCGCCAUGAACAGCAAGGGAGAACUGUAUGGAUCGGAGAAGCUGUCAGCAGAAUGUGUUUUUAGGGAGCAAUUUGAAGAAAAUUGGUACAACACCUACUCCUCCAACAUCUACCGGCAUGGAGAAAAAGGUGCAUUUUAUUUUGUUGCUCUGAACAAAGAUGGGACGUCCCGAGAUGGAACGCGGUCAAGGCGGCAUCAGAGGUUCACUCACUUCUUACCUAGACCCGUAGAUCCGGAUAGAGUACCAGAGCUGUACAGGGACAUACUGGGCCAGAGCUGA
This is a messenger RNA of Toxotes jaculatrix (banded archerfish), 1305 nucleotides long. Its product is annotated as fibroblast growth factor 20-like. Gene Ontology annotation, biological process: animal organ morphogenesis; regulation of cell migration; cell differentiation. The transcript has 3 exons. The record is from RefSeq and is a predicted model, not a curated record. Gene Ontology annotation, cellular component: cytoplasm. The coding region runs from base 622 to 1305 and encodes 227 amino acids. Gene Ontology annotation, molecular function: fibroblast growth factor receptor binding; growth factor activity. NCBI's taxonomy places the organism in Eukaryota, Metazoa, Chordata, Actinopteri, Toxotidae.